UGAUCUGAAAAGAAACCAGGAGGAAGAGGACGGCUGAAGAGAGAAGACUCCUGAUACACAGACACAUCCCACGUCAUCUCCUUUCACACACACACACACACACACACACACGAAUGCUGCUCGUCUUGGCCCGUCCUCAUCUACAGAGCGCCGCCUCGACUCAUCCGUCCGUCUGGAACCUGAGAGAAGCCCUCGGUGGGACCACCACGACAUUGUCCAAGCCUUGAGACCGUCCAUCGGCGAACCCUUGACACCCGUGACCGAAAAUGAGGAAGGGUCUCCAGACUCACACGGGGCAUCAGGACGACAGUGAGGAGAAAGACGAGGAGCUAUGGAUGGAGAAGGAGGAGAAAGAGUGGCAGCACGGGAGGGCCGAGAAGAAGCUGCUGGCCUUCUGGAUGUCCUUGUCCCACAGGACCUGGACCUUCUUCAGGCCCCGCGAGAGACAAGGCUUCCAGCGUUCUGCCUCCGCUGCCCGUCUGCUGAAGAGUGAGGCAUGAGGAGUGAGUGUGUGUGAUGUGUGUGUGUGAGUGUGUGUGUGGCUGCAGUGACUACAUGUGUGUGAGGGUCUGUCAGUAGCGGGUGUCAGAAGAGACCUCACAGACCUGUUGUCGAGUGUGUUGUGGACGAAAGGUUCCAUUCCUCUGCUUCGUUCUCCAUUUUCAAAAAACACUUUGUGUUCCUGCCCUUCGAGUCCUGGAGUGAUCUGUGAAGGGCAGCAGCUUAUUGAAUCCUUCUUUGUAGGAUUUUUUUUUUUUCUAAACUACUUGAAGGUGAAGUUCAUCAUAAACACAAAGCUUGUAGAAAGAGGAUUUUAUUUUUAUUACCGCAGAUCUUUACAAACUUCUCAAACCAUCCGAAGUGAUUGAGCUUCACAGCUGACUUUGUGCGUCAGAAGAGCUGUUCCUCCUCAUCACCGAGCCCUCACGCCGAGGCUGUCCGGGCGGGGAUGGGUUAGCUGGGAUCAGCCAUCAUGGUGGUGACCCAUCUGGCUCUGGAGCUCCGUUUUCAGGGCAAGAAGCUCCGGGGCUUCACGUGCAAACUGACCCGCUCGGCCCAUGGCUUCCUGCCCGAAAACUCGUGGACGAUCGCGGCCCAGGUCGCGCUGCCUUACCUGGUGUCUGGCCUGGGCAUGGUGGCAGCUGGGAUAGUCAUGGAUAUUGUGCAACACUGGGAGGUGUUCAAAGAGAUCUCUGAGGUGUUUAUCUUGGUACCGGCCCUGGUGGGGCUGAAGGGGAAUCUGGAGAUGACGCUGGCAUCAAGACUGUCAACAGCAGCCAACACAGGGCAGAUGGACGAGGCCCAGCAGCAGUGGAGGAUGGUGUUCUGUAACCUGGCUCUCGUUCAGGUUCAAGCCACAGUUGUGGGAUUUCUGGCAGCGCUCGCAGCCGUGGGUCUGGGCGGUCUGACCAGAGGGAGGGUGGAUGUUACCCAGGCUGGCGUCUUGUGUGCGAGCAGCGUCACCACGGCUUUCAUCGCCGCUCUGUCUCUAGGUCUGGUCAUGGUGGCCGUGAUCAUCGGCUCCAGGAAGGUGGGCAUCAACCCGGAUAACGUGGCCACGCCCAUCGCCGCCAGCCUCGGAGACCUCAUCACUCUGUCUCUGCUCGCCGGGGUCAGCACCCUCUUCUUCUCUUACAGAGACAUGUGGUACCUGCCUUCUCUGGUGUGUGUCUUCUUCCUGCUCCUCCUCGUCCCAGCGUGGUUCAUAAUUACCAGUCAUUCCCCGUCAAUCAGAGAGGUCCUGAAGUCCGGCUGGCAGCCGGUCAUUCUGGCCAUGUCCAUCAGCAGUAUUGGUGGCCUGAUUCUGGAUAAAAGUCUGAGCAAUCCAGACUUUGAAGGUAUGGCCAUGUUCACGCCAGUCAUCAACGGUGUUGGUGGGAACCUUGUGGCCAUCCAGGCCAGCAGGAUGUCCACUUACCUGCACUACUGGAGCGUCCCCGGGGCUCUUCCAUUUGAAAUGAGUGCAAACUGUCACGGACCCUGUGCUACCUUCUGCUCUUUAGAUGUCAACUCCAAAUCAGCCAGAGUACUGGUCACUCUGGUGGUGCCUGGUCACCUCCUCUUCCUGUACACCAUUCAUCUCCUGCAGGGAGGCCACGUCGCCAUGACGCCCACCUUCAUCAUCUGCUACCUGACUGCAGCUCUGCUACAGGUGGUGAUAUUGCUCUAUGCGGCCAGCCUGUUGGUGCGCUGGCUGUGGCGAAGGGGCCUGGAUCCAGACAACUUCUCCAUCCCCUACCUCACAGCUCUGGGUGACCUGCUGGGGACCGGCUUUUUGGCCUUGAGCUUCCAACUGGUUCGGAUGUUCAGUUCUGCUGGGACUGGAGUCUGACACGGAUACAGAUAUGUAGUAUGUGAUCCUGCACGCGCUCAGUGAGACGUUUCCUGUAUGCAAGUGGCUGACACGCACAGCAAAAGCUUGUUAGAGAUAAAAAUGAAGAUGAGCAUAAAAGAGCAGAGGAGGUACGUGUACGUGGAUUUUUAUUUGUGCCUUUAUCCUGAGCCAAAGAGAGCAUCUUUAGAACUGCGUAACAACAAGGCAGCUGCAAAGUCAUGGUGAAUGGUAACUAGACAUACAACAUAAAGUGGAGCAUUUACCAGAUCAACUCUGAUUGUGGAUCUGGUUUAGGCCGUAGACUGUGCACUGCUCCUCUAAAGUGAAGCCAAAGCAAGUAGAGCUCCCCCUGGUGUCUGGAGGCUGCAGUACCGGUCACAUAAGCUCCACCUCCUCCGUGUUAGUGGAUGGGAACUAGAGAUUUUCUCACUGGUGGAUCAAAAAUUGCCGUAGGUGUAUGUGUGAAUAGUUGUUUGUCUCUCUGUGUUAGCGCUUCAGAAGACAAGUGGCUACAGAAAAUGAACAAAAUGAAUGAACUGGUGUAGACCAGAGAGGAGCUAACAGGCAGUGAAUUGUUAUUAUUUAUCAGGAACCUCCAAAACAAAACAACUUCCCACUUGAGAUAUGUUUUUAUGUUUAAAAGCUGGUCACAGUCCUGUCAAAGUGGCUAAAAAUGGAAAACUAGUUGCCAUCUUUGACGUCCGCAGCAGUGUGUGAUGUUCCCUCAGGUUUGAGAUUCUGUUACACAUCUUCAGUGAUAGCGACUCAUGAGUAAAAACCAGUUCCAACAUGCAUUUCUUCUUCAACUCAAACUCACACAAAGAGCAUAGUUAAUUUAAAAACUCUGAUUGUUGAUCUGGUUAAGGCCACAGACUAUGCACUGCUCCUCAGAAGUGCAGCCAAAGCCAGUAGAGCUCCCCCUGGUGUCCGGAGGCUGCAGUAUAGGUCAUAAGCUCCACCCCCUCCAUGUUAGUGGGUGGGACUUCGGCCUAAGUAGACAUUUUCUGGGUGGAAGUAAAUCCAUGUACGGAGUCCAGAACAGGUUACACGCUGUGUAUAAACGAUGUGUCAUCCAGGUGUCAUUUUUUGUGCUCAAAAUAUUAUUUCACGCUCAGGAUUCAGGCACAAAUAUAAUAUGUAGAAACAGAAAACUGGAAAAAAAAAAUCUGUUGUGAAAUAAGAAAAAAAAAAACUAACUUUUUGGCACUUUGGUCUUCAUGUUUGUUCACUGUGGUCAGUAUUUGUGCAUCAGAUUUUCACUGGCCUCGUUAUCAACAGCACCCAGCUUAUCUCUGUGGAAACAACAUCCAUUCACAGUGGGAAUGCUGUAAAACCACUGUAUUAACUGUUGUCACUUAAAUGUUAGAUGGCAAAUGAUUGUAUUAUGGCAAUAAUUACCUAUAUAGCUGAGUGUAAAUGUAUAUCAAAUCACAUAUUGCACAGUCUGAAUGAAUGUUUUACGUGUUUAUUUCAUGUAGAUUUGUGCCUUUAAACCUUGAUAAGCCUUGAGUUGGUCUUGCUAAAUUUCUACUGGAGAUUUUGUUUUUUGUUUUGUUUUUCUGUGCAGCAAUGGCCGCUGAAUAUAUCCUGUUGUAUUUAAUUGUUUCUAUGCUUGUAUGUAUUCCAGGUAUUGAGUACACAGAUAAUACUUGUGAAAUUUCAAAUGAUUCAGUGAGCUUCUCUCUGUGUAUGUGGCCAUUUCAGUUGUGCGAUAUGCACUUUUAGACAGAUGCUUGUCUUCACUGAUCUGCAAAUAGAAUCCAAAUAUAGUACUAUUUUCACA
Molecule: messenger RNA, 4118 nt
Organism: Mugil cephalus (flathead mullet)
Lineage: Eukaryota; Metazoa; Chordata; Actinopteri; Mugiliformes; Mugilidae
Product: solute carrier family 41 member 3-like
Exons: 10
Coding region: 974-2332 (452 amino acids)
Biological process (GO): monoatomic cation transport
Cellular component (GO): plasma membrane
Molecular function (GO): monoatomic cation transmembrane transporter activity
Source: RefSeq, a predicted model, not a curated record